UUUGCAAAGGCAUACUAGAAAAUCUAUCUAUGAUUAUCAGAGCGUAGUUGAAAGCAACGACUGAAAUCGAGAGGGAGACGAAAAGUUUUGAUCGAGAGAGAUGGGAAAGGAGAGUAGCAAAGAUACGGUUCCGGUGACGCAGUGGCUGAAUCGAAUGGUCUCAGAACCUUACUACCUCUUCCAUUUCUUAACCUUCUUCUCCUAUUUCGUCGUUCGCAGCUCCGCAACCCAAAACUUAGCGCCUCAUCUCACUCACCAUCUCCUUCGUCGCGAAAUACAAACACUGCUAGUGUUCGCGAUAUUGGCUUUCAUCAAGGGAAUAAAAGAAGAAACAUGGGAAGCCUUUAUAGCUGAUGUGCUUUUCCUGGCCAAGAUUUGUCUUUUUCUCCUAGCCUUUACAAUGGAUCGCCGCUUAGCCGUUUGGUAUAUUCUUGUAUUUUUAGUGAUACAUAUGUUAACACAACAACCUCCAUUCCAAGGACUAGGUAUGUCUAGCAAGCUAACACCGUUGCAGUUGGAAAGCCUGCUGACAGAGGGAACAACUACAAGAUUGUGGCUGGUGGAAUUCCGUUCUUCAUAUUCACCUGCUUGCAUUCGCUCAAGUCAGCAGUUUCCUGAGCUCUCAAUUACAUAUUCAAGCAAAAAUUUAUCAUUUGGAAUAGUUGAUCUUGGUCUCUUUCCCAAUGCUGCUGAAAGAUUUGGAAUAUCUCUAAGUGGAAGCAUGGGCCAGCUUCCAACAUUUAUCUUAUUUGAGAAUGCAGCUGAAGUUGCCCGCUUUCCUGAGUUGGAUUUUGAAGCUGCAUAUUUUCACCCUAAAAUUACAAAGGGGCUUCUUUCUCGACAUUUUGAGCUUGAUCGGCACCUUCUCGAAUAUGUUAGUGGUAAAUAGUAGGAUGUUAGUGGAGCAAGUUGUCCGAAAUUUAGUCAUCACUGAGAAUGGCAAUUUUGGAUUUCCGGAUAUCUGAGGAGGACAUUUUCGUAAAUGAACUUUGAAAGUUAACGUUUGUUUAACACCAUCACACAAGGGUCAAAGUAAUGUCUUCAGACAACGGGGGUGUAUGUGUAAUUAGAUUAAAUCUCAAUAGGUGUUAUUAUAAUUUGUUCUUUAUUUUAUAAUCUAUCAUCGGUUCUAAGUGAAAGUCAAAAAAUUUGGCGAGAGAAUUCAAAUUUUAGUUGAAAUUAUGUUGUCAUAAAUUUCUUUUAAAUUGUCUGAAUAUAAUGUCUGACGUUUCUUUUUAUGGUAUAAAAAAUAAAUUUUGGAAAA
Messenger RNA from Glycine soja, 1264 nucleotides. RefSeq names its product thioredoxin-related transmembrane protein 2. The transcript has 11 exons. The record is from RefSeq and is a predicted model, not a curated record. Bases 101 to 889 code for a protein of 262 amino acids. Lineage: Eukaryota; Viridiplantae; Streptophyta; Magnoliopsida; Fabales; Fabaceae.